UCAAUACAACACACAUGUCAAAAAAUUAUGUACAAGCUUAACUGGGGUUUUAUAUAUUUUUUCACUAAUAUAUUGUUUUUUCUUAUUAUAAUUUAUAUCAGAGUAUUUGAUUUGGACGGUCACCAGCUCCUUAAACUAGCUGAAGUAGUGUAAAAAUGCUGGUCUCCGACACUGGCAUCACUGGGGCAAAUGAACUUCUUAUUAAAGUCGUCAGCCCGGAAGGCCAGACGUUCACUGCUUUCUUUUCUGAAGAAACACUCAUAGAGGAAGUUAAAAACCGAGCGAUCGAUUAUUUCUAUCCCAAUGGAGAAACUGGAUCAAGUCGGUUCAAAGUGGUUAGAGUCUUCGAUACUGCUACUUUACACGAGUUUUUGACAUUAUCUCAAGAGCAAGUUGUUAGUCAAGAAGAACUUUUGUUAGUUGAAAGAAGAAUACCCGAGGCAGGUGCGCUGUGGGACCUCGGAGCAGUGCGUGCCCCUCAACCAGGGACUAUAGCCGCUGCGACAGCCUCCCUCCCCUCUCCACAGAAUGCAAUGAGACAACCGAAUCUGCAAUCGUUACUGUCGACCAAUGAAUUGUCUUUCGAACUUAGAAAAAUUUUAAUAUCACUCAUCGAAGCAGGGGCACGUCUUGCGGCCUCUGGCCGUAACUAUGAAAUGACGCUAGCCCAACUUUCAGCUGCAUUAGAUGAACCGAAACGGACCCAACAAACGGUCAUUCAAGUGAUUACUCCAGAGGAAAUAACAGCGAGAUUAAAUGCCGAUAUUCAUUUGGCCGCUGAAGAUGCAUUACCUACGAAUAAAACUGAUGGAGAGGAUUUGUAUCGACGCGCGGAACAUUUGCAAAGGUUUCUGGAGAAAUUUCGUGAAUGGAGAACGAAGAUUGCUGAACCGCCGAACCCAGAAGCAAUAACUACUUUAAAAGACCUUGGGUUUUCUCAUGAAGAUGCUGACAAGGCUCUAAGACACACUGGAUGCAAUGUACCAGCUGCAGCCUCUUGGCUGAUCGGGGAGAGAGGCUCCAGUAUCUUCGAGCUCAUUAACGGAUUGCCCGAUGGCUUAAUUUUACAAACAUUGUUGAAACAGCCGCAAAUACAACGUGGUCUAUUGAAUACGAGGAUGUUGAUUGCAUUUAUAGCAAUGGUGGGGCAGACUGGCAGCGCCUCCCUUUGGCUCAACUCGCCUCACGGAAGUCCCUUGCUGUCUCAAAUAUCGAGGACCUAUCAUUCAGAGAAAUACUGUCUGGCUGUAAACCAGUUCUCGGAGGAGAGACGCGAACAAAUUUCGAAUCCAUCUACUUCAAGGCAAAGAAAUUAAUUUUUGUGAAAGGUUCAUAGUUACAAUGUUACGUUUGAUCUCAGCACAUUAAAUUUUCUGUGAUUUAA
Manduca sexta (tobacco hornworm) is the source of this 1384-nucleotide messenger RNA. RefSeq names its product ubiquitin-associated domain-containing protein 1 (gene Kpc2). Gene Ontology annotation, molecular function: protein binding. NCBI's taxonomy places the organism in Eukaryota, Metazoa, Arthropoda, Insecta, Lepidoptera, Sphingidae. The record is from RefSeq and is a predicted model, not a curated record. Bases 156 to 1316 code for a protein of 386 amino acids. The transcript has a single exon.